AUGAACGUGGAAACAACUCAAAUAAUUCUUCGUCUUCCUGACGAGACCAAACAUGGGCCGGAGCGCUUUAGAUGUCCUAGUCCAUUGCUUUGCUCCUCAAACAAUUUAAACAUCGAAUCCACGUACAGAAAACGAGCAUCGUCGUUCAAGAAACCUAAGGUGAAGAAUUUGGACGUGUACCUACACGAUAACGGUAUGCGACCCCGAACAUGCAGCAUGCCGUCGAGCAAUUCUCUGAAGAAACCUCGGGCUCAAAUACUUCGGAGGGAAUUUAUGAAUAUUGAAGCGGACCCCGACACCUAUACCGUUCGAGAAUUCGAAAUGAACUCGAAAGGUGUGAUCAUUCACAGGAGUGAUUCUCUUCGCUCACGAAGCACCAAUAGCAUAGUGUCCUCUGAGGGAGACAUUGAUGGUGAGGCGGAGAAGACGGUUAAUGUAUUACUCAAUGGCGAAGAAACGGUGCUGUCCUUUCUUGAAAGAUCAGAUUUAGAUGACUUGGAUGGGAAUAUUGGUGGCACCGUCAUGGCCUACAUAAUUGUGUAUGCCUGUGAUGACAGACCGUCGUUUGACCGAGCUGUGGACAUUCUAUAUACAUUGAGACAGAAACAGCAUCGCGAUGAAAUCAUCAUUUUCGUUGGAAACAAGUCAGACCUAGUGCGAUCUCGUAGUGUAACGAUAGAAGAGGCCAAGGCUGUUGCCAAGACGUACGACUGUAAAUUUAUCGAGACGUCAGUGGUGUUAAAUGUUCACGUCGAUGAACUGCUGGUCGGUGUUGUCAAGCAACUACGUCUUCGCAAUGCGGCUGAGAUCGCAGACGACAAGGUGUCUCCGGGUUGUUCCUCCACCAGCAAAUCAUUGCUCAGCAAAAUUUUCAAAAAGGAUAACAUAUCUAAGUCCUGCGAGAAUCUCUACACGUGACAAAUGCCGUGACCGUGACCUUCCAAAAAAUAUGUACGUGACCCAACGUUCCACAAACGAACAUUUUAAUGCGCAGAAUGUGCCUGCAAUUGUACAUGUGUUGUGUUCGGGACAUAUACACGUUGCAUGAUAGAUUGCGUCAUUUAAACUGAUACAGUAUUUGCUAUCAACCUUAUGUUGUGAUUUACUCACAGUGUCUUAAACAAAGUCGU
Dreissena polymorpha is the source of this 1130-nucleotide messenger RNA. Its product is annotated as GTP-binding protein RAD-like. Lineage: Eukaryota; Metazoa; Mollusca; Bivalvia; Myida; Dreissenidae. The transcript has 4 exons. Gene Ontology annotation, molecular function: GTP binding; GTPase activity; calcium channel regulator activity. The record is from RefSeq and is a predicted model, not a curated record. Gene Ontology annotation, cellular component: plasma membrane. Bases 1 to 918 code for a protein of 305 amino acids.